Messenger RNA from Penicillium expansum, 492 nucleotides. RefSeq lists its product as uncharacterized. NCBI's taxonomy places the organism in Eukaryota, Fungi, Ascomycota, Eurotiomycetes, Eurotiales, Aspergillaceae. The transcript has a single exon. The coding region runs from base 1 to 492 and encodes 163 amino acids. The record is from RefSeq and is a predicted model, not a curated record.
AUGGACUCUGGAACUCGUGAGCCCCAUAGUUUUCUCAAACGCUUGUCCCGGCAACUCAAAGCCUUUGAAUCCAACUAUCCUUCCUAUGAUGACCUCCAGAGGUUUGGAAUCCAAGUAUCCCAAGUCGCGACGGUGAACGACGAAAAAAUCCUAUUCGACCCAUGCUUUUUCCAUCCACACCCAGACAGACUCCUCCAGAAGUAUCCAGUCAGCCUCAGUCCCGAAGAAAAUGAGAAACCACCCAGAAUGAGACUAGUUCCAACUUUGGAUGAAAUUUUAGAAGAUUGCCAAGAGGAGUAUUCGGACCCAGAAGAAGUACAGGAAGCGGUGGAGGCUCAAAUAGAGGCACUUGAAAACUUACAAUAUCACGAGGACUGGUACAUGCAAGGCCUAUCGAUACACGAGUAUAUGGGCUGGCAGCUUCAGGUGUCCAGAAAUAUUCAACCAGGGAUACGUUGCCUUUGGGACCUCGGAGACCAGGAAUUUUUCUAG